Molecule: messenger RNA, 958 nt
Organism: Catharus ustulatus (Swainson's thrush)
Lineage: Eukaryota; Metazoa; Chordata; Aves; Passeriformes; Turdidae
Gene: IL17C
Product: interleukin 17C
Exons: 3
Coding region: 1-630 (209 amino acids)
Biological process (GO): inflammatory response
Cellular component (GO): extracellular region
Molecular function (GO): cytokine activity
Source: RefSeq, a predicted model, not a curated record
AUGUUCCCCGCCAGCCCCACCCCCGCAGCUUGGCGUGGUGCCUCCAACACCUGGCUGAUGUGCUGGCUCUGUGUCGCGGCGCUGCUGGCGGUGCCGGGGCAGUGUCGGGGGUCGCGCCGUCCCGGCGCUGUCUCUGCGCUGUCCCUGCAGUGCUUCAGCGCGGCCGAGCUGGAGUCCGGGGCUCCAGCGCAGCUCCUGGGGCGCAGCCUGCGCUGGGAUCGCCACGUGGCCGUGCAGCUGGUGCCACAUCUGGAACAGCUGGAGGCCAGCGCGGCCCGGCGGCUGCGGCGGCACCGCCCGCGCUCCUGCCCCGCUCUGGCGCUGCGCUCCGAGCUCCACAGCCAGCUCCAGGAGCGCUCCAUCUCCCCGUGGCGAUACCGCAUCGACGAGGACGAGAACCGCUACCCGCGGCGGCUGGCGUUCGCAGAGUGCCUGUGCAGCGGCUGCGUGGAUGUCAAAACCGGCCGGGAGACCACGUCGCUCAACUCGGUGGCGAUCCAGCAGGAGAUGCUGGUGCUGCGGCGCAAGCCGUGCCCGCGGUCGGCGGGGCAGGGCCGCUUCAGGCUGGAGAUGGAAUAUAUCCAGGUGCCCGUGGGCUGCACCUGUGUCCUGCCCCGCACCGUGCGCUGAGCGCCCCGCGCCCGCACCGCCCCCAUGCGUGACCGUGUCACCGCCCGGCCCCCGCCCGUGCUUGUUUUAGAGCACCCGACCCCGCCAGGGUGUCCCCGGCCCUGGUUAUUUAUGAGUUAUUUAUAAGCCUUGCUGCCGGGGGGGCUUUUGUAGCCCCUAUUUAUUGCUGGCCCCCCCAGGCUGUGACUCCAGGGCCAGCAUCGCCCCACGGCCAGACCCUGUGAGUGCUGCCCGGGCUCUCACUGGUUAUUUAUUCCCUCAAAAUGCUAUUUAUUGUCUCCUCCCUGGUGCCAUCUAAUGCUGCAAAUAAAAGCUAACAAGCCUUUAA